CCCUCGCCCUCCCGCCCGACUGCUGACGCCGCCCGCUGAGGAGGACAGCGGGUGGACCUACCACCUCUACCGAAUCCCUGAGGAGGCUGAGGCGGCCAUCAACACUGUCCCUGAUGCCUGGAAGCUGGCGGAGUGGGACAGGGUGGCGAGGGAGGCCGCUGCUGUCAAGGCGAAGAGAGAGACGGUAAAAGGGGUCACUGUUUCAGCAAAGACACGACGGAAUCACCAUGAAAUCUUGUCAUGAAUUCUUGCCUUGUAUUGCGGCCACCCGCACCACCCGACGUCGAAAUGGCCGAGGCGGAGGGAGAGGCCGCAGAGCCCCUCGCACCACAACCGCAACCCACAGCCCCUACGACGGCCCCGCCUGCCGUGGCCGUUCACGAACCCACUGCAGCUGCUGCUGUUGCCCCGCCAGCGGGUGACGAGGAGAUGGCCGCACCUUCGCCACCAUCACGGCCCCCCGCUGCUCAAGAUGAGGAUAAGGACCAAGAAAUGGCGCCUGCACCCCCUCGAGACGAGGAGCACCCGCCCCCCCCAUUGGCCCCUCCUGGCCCUCCUCCCCUUCUUGAGCUAUCCUUGGAGGUUCCCGAGGCUCCCGAAGCACCGCCAGCCGCCGAGCAGGCCGAGCAGGAGGCUGCUGGGCCGGGAGAGGAGGGGGCUGAGGGGGGGAUGGGGGAGGCCGCUGCUGCUACUGGCCGCCCUCGCCGCAAAGCUGCGCAGAAGCGAUCAGGUCAGAAACAACUUACACACAUGAACGCAUCCCCUCACUCGUUGAAUGACACCAGCAUGUCCGUCUGUAUGUGUCUGUCUUGACCAUUCAGCUGCUGCUGGUGUUCAUGAAGGUGAGGAGGUCAUUGGAUGGAUGAACGGAUGGAGGGAUGCGUAUCGGUGCAUGUGUGUGUCUGAGCGUGGCUGUCAUUUCAGACAAGGCGAAGGGCAAACCGACGGGGAACGGCAAGGCCAAGUGUGGUGGUGGAAAGGCGCGUGCUGCUUCGAAGCACUCUUCGUAUGAGGAGAUGAUCAAGGAGGCCAUCGGCACACUCAAGGACCGGUCAGGCAGCAGCUUGUUUGCCAUCAAGAAGUUCAUCCAGGCCAACUACUCCCUCGACUUCGAGGACGGACGCACCAAGGGCCACCUCAGCCGCUCACUCAAGAAGAUGGCCGAAGCCAAGAAACUCAUCAAGCUAAGAACUUACACACACAUUCACCGUAUCCACAGGGGAAGGGUAGGUGACAAUGGUGUGGUGGGAUGGUGUGGUGGGUGCAUCUCGACGUGUGGCGUGUGUUGGUGUGUUGUGUGUUGUGUGCAGAUCAAGGCACCGUUGUCGGCCAAGAAAUCCAAGGCCGCCCCCGCCCACAUACACACCCGGCAUGGCCAGCAGGCAGGGCGCCAACCACACGCCCAUCAACAGGGACAUCGUCACCGACACAACACAGCCACAGCCACCUGCACCGGCCGCUGCUGCAGCAGCUGCCAUUCCGGCCACGUCAGCACCAUCCGGACAGCCACGGCUGCAGCCCUCGCCAUCCUCUGAGGAGGACCCGGCGGCUGUCGACACACUCA
Messenger RNA from Vitrella brassicaformis, 1564 nucleotides. Lineage: Eukaryota; Vitrellaceae. The record is from the annotation of a GenBank genome assembly.